Molecule: messenger RNA, 4677 nt
Organism: Catharus ustulatus (Swainson's thrush)
Lineage: Eukaryota; Metazoa; Chordata; Aves; Passeriformes; Turdidae
Product: aryl hydrocarbon receptor-like
Exons: 10
Coding region: 1-2820 (939 amino acids)
Biological process (GO): regulation of transcription by RNA polymerase II
Cellular component (GO): aryl hydrocarbon receptor complex; nucleus
Molecular function (GO): nuclear receptor activity; protein dimerization activity; transcription cis-regulatory region binding
Source: RefSeq, a predicted model, not a curated record
AUGUACGCCGGCAGGAAGAGGAAGAAGCCGGUGCCCAAGAGCCCCAAACCACCCCCACCCGAGGGUGUGAAGUCCAACCCCUCCAAGCGGCACCGGGACCGGCUGAACCAGGAGCUGAACACGCUGACAGGGCUGCUGCCCUUCCCUGAGGAUGUGCGCUCCAGGCUGGAUAAACUCUCCAUCCUCCGCCUGACCGUGGGCUACCUGAAGGUGAAGAGCUACCUGAGUGCUACAGCUCCAAAGAUUGGCAACUGUGUGGAUCAGCUCAGAGCCCCAGGAGGGGACAGAUGGACAGAACCGCAGGGUGACAGGGAGCUGUUUCCUGAGGGGGAGCUGCUGCUCCAGGCACUCAAUGGAUUUGUCAUCGCUGUGACUGGAGAUGGCUACAUCUUCUACAUCUCCCCUACUGUGCAGGACUACCUGGGCUUCCACCAGUCGGAUCUCAUCUACCAGAGCGUGUACGAGCUGAUCCAUGCGGACGACAGGGCCACCUUCCGCCGCCAGCUGCACAGGACCCUCCUGCACGCUGCUGACACCUUUCCCCCUGAGCAGCCGCUGCUGGCAGGACAUGGCGCCAUGUCCAGCCCCCAGCACCUCCGUGCUGAGAAGCAAUCCUACGUGGAGAGGAGCUUCACCUGCCGCUUCCGCUGCCUGCUGGAUAAUUCCUCGGGAUUCCUGGCCUUGAAUUUCCAUGGGCGCCUGAAGUUCCUUCUUGGGCAGCAAAAGUCAGCAGCAGACAAGUCCCCAGUUGCUCUCUUUGCCAUUGCCACACUCCUCCAGCCUCUUUCCAUCCUGGAGCUCCGGACCAAGACGCUGAUCUUCCAGACAAAGCACAAGCUGGAUUUCACUCCCAUGGCCUGUGAUUCCCAGGGGAAGGUUGUCCUGGGAUACACGGAGGUGGAGCUGUGCAGGAGGGGGUCCGGAUACCAGUUUGUGCACGCAGCCGACAUGAUGCACUGCGCAGAGCGCCACGUGAGAAUGAUGAAGACGGGGGAGAGCGGGCUGACGGUGUUCCGGCUGCUGACCAAGAGGGGUGGCUGGGUGUGGGUGCAGGCCAAUGCACGGCUGGUGUACAAAGGGGACAAGCCUGACUGCAUCAUCGCCCGCCAGCGAGCCCUGUCGAAUGAAGAAGGGGAAGAACAUCUCCGGAAAAGAAACCUGCAGCUGCCUUUCAGCUUUGCCACAGGAGAAGCAGUCUUGUAUGGCAACAAUGUUCCCGGGUUCUUGGACUCAUUCCAAGCCAAGGAGGAGUUGCAGGUGCAAGCAAAUUUCAUCCCAGAGCAGCACUUGGUAGACCCCAACUCUCUGCUUGGGGCUGUGAUGAAGCAGGAUGCAUCCACAUACAAUUGCCACGCUGAUAAUGUGCUUCAGUUCUCCCUGCCAGGUUUCUCCCCUGAGCCAGAUGGGCUGAGCCAGAAUGAGGACACCAGCAGUGCCAAGGAGGACAGUGACCCUCUCCUGGUGGUCAUCCAGACGCUCUUUGAGAAGAGGGAGGUGGCUGGAAAUGUCUGCCCAAGCCUCGGUGAGGACAGCACAGAGCUGCAGCAGUGGGAGGAGGCUCUGCUCAGCCUGGGGGCAGAGCAGGAGCCGCCAGCUCAGGGGCCCGGCCAGAGGCCGGCCACCAAGGUGACAUCCUGUGUGGAGCAGACGAUGUGGAGCAGCACCGUCAGGGAGGGUGCUGGGAAGAGCCUGGACUUCCCACCCUGCCAUGAGGAAAACAGUGUUGUGGCUUGCUUCCAGCGCUGCUGGGCAGCUGGCUCAGCGUUCCCAGCGCAAACCUGGGCAGCAGGCACACGCGGAGGUCAGGGGGCUGUGGGCUCUGUAGCCUCUGUUGCCUCUGAUGGCAGCUCUGCCCAGCCAGAGCAGCAGGGCCCGUUUAACCCAGCUGGGCUGGUGGCAGGGACUGUGCUGGGUGUCCCCAUCUCCAGCAGCACAUCCUCUGCACCACUUCAGCUGUCAAACCAAGCGAUUCAAGCAGAAGCUACAACCUCUGCUCCUGUUGAUAACACUACUCCUACUGCUCAGAGCCAGCCUGGAUGCCAGCUGGUGGGCUCAAACACAUUGGUGACUCUGUGGCACAAUGUCCCUGUCCAGGCAAACCCAGCCACUUGCCCGUCAGAGGCUUGGCUGGCCAUAGCUCUGAAACAGCUGGAAGCUGCAGGAGCACAGGUGGAGUCCCAAACUCUGCCAGCUGGCAGCCCUGAGAGCCCUCUGGGGACCGAGCUGUUGUUGCCAUCACCCUCUCAAUCUAUUCCUUGCCCUACCCAGGGCUUGCAUGACUCCCUGUACUCUGGGGAUGGGAAGCUCUGUAAUGUGGAGGCUACUCUCCCUGCACCCUUAGGAGCCAGCGCACUACCAGGGCAUGGUGGCUUCCCCAGACAGCCCCUGGCAGUGCCCAGCUUUUCCUGGGAAGGGGAGCAGGCAGUGCUCCGAGAGGACAAGUGGUUCUCACAGCUGUGGCUCCCGCAGGCUGGGGCAGCUUCUCAGAGGAGCCAUGGGGCAGGACCAGCACACUCCAGCCUCAGCACAGAUCCCAGUGCCCAUCAGAUGGACUGCGUCGUGCUGCCUGAGUGCCAGUAUGGAAACAGCCUCUUCAGGCAUGAGAGCAACUUCCUGAGGGAUGCUGCUGAAGUACUCCUUCCCCAGCAGCCAGGUGCUUUGCCUUGCCCUGUUGAGAGCCACCCUGGUGCACCCUGCUCUUCUCUGGGCUUGGUCUCAAGGCACUCAGCAGCUCUGCCUGUGAAGGUGGAUGCAGGAACACCCCCAUGCUCUGGGCAGGGCCCUGGCUGCCCAUCAGUUCCUUUCUCAGCUGUGGGCUGAGAGGUCCAGCUCAAAGUGAGGUGUGAGGGCUGCAGGACCUGAGGGGUGCCCAGCUCCUGUGGAGGGAGCAAGGGGUCUGCCAGGGUGCCCACACCAUCCUUUGUGGGCAGCCUGGUUUGGAGCUCGCUGUGAACCAAGAGCCCUGGAAAGCCACCAGCAGCUGUGAGCUCUUCUCAUACCUGCCAGUGGUGCCCCAUUCUCCUGGUCUCUCAGGAUUUUGUCUUCCAAUGUUAUCAGGCAGUCUAAGAUGAAGUGGUUUGGACUUGUUGUUCCAUGAAAAGUCUUUCAGGGAGAUGCAGCUGUGCCACUGGGGAGGCUUGCAGGCUCCGGAGGUCCAAGGCAGGACACUGCUGGCUGGCACAUCCAUGUUCUUGGGGCAGCCUCUUGCAGAUGGAGCUGCUGCCUCACAGGCAUGUAGCACUGAACCGCUGUUUCUCAACAGAACAGCAUGGUCUCCUCAUCUCCUGUGUUGGACCACCCUUGUCAUGUUGCUCUUUGGUCCCCUGCAUUACCUCUGCCUGUGCCUCUUUUCCUCCUGGGCUCUCCACCUCCUCCAGUGACCACCCAAAUUCUUUGGAAAAAGUGUUAUCAAGCACUUGAAGAAGCUGAGCAUCAUUGAAGGGUCUCAGUGGGAGGUGGAGUUGGUGGGAGUGCAGGUACCUCGGAGGUUUGGGCUCUUCCCAGCAGCCUUCCAGGGGAAUUUGGGAGAGGUGGACCAAGCCAUUGUGACCUUUCUGGGAUGCAGGGUGGGGAAGGUCCAGCCAAGCUCCCCUUUGGUUUGUCAUUGGCUCAUCCUUGUCUUCUUCUCUGCUCCAUAGUGCCAUGGGACAGCAACAAUGGGGGUUCCCCUGUGGUUUUGCCAAAACAGUGAGAAAGAAAAGCAGGGAGGGAUGCAGUGACUACUGGCUGUCUAUUCAGACCCACUUGGUUGCCCUCAAACCAUUGUCCUGCAGCCCAGCACAACCACUUUGGUGAAUUCUCUUUUCUAUAUCUGUAACCUUGGUGAAUUCUCUUCCUUUUCUAUAUCUGUAACCUAAGAUGUGAAUGAAUUGUUUUUUCCCCAUGGAGCAAAGUCUUGCAGAUCCAUCAAGGAAACACACAAAAAAGCAACGACUGGGGAGGGUGGGGAUGAUUCGAGACCACACUGGCUUGCAACAUUAGGUCAGAGAGAUCAGAGUGCUUGGGGACACUCACACCUUCCCCUCAUGCCCCCAUCACCCUGAGUAUCACAUCUACCUUGCGCACCAGUGUUAAGCAUUUAUCAAGCAAGUUAAAUCAGGUAAUUAGCACAGAGCGAGCAGCAAGCCCAUGUGUCCUGGUGUGGAGUGUCCUCGUCUCCCUGGGUGUCUUCCUUCAUGCCCAGCGUUGCCUCAGCUGAUGGGGCCCGGGAAAGGCCAAGCUCCUGUCUGCAGGCUGGGAGCAGAGUAAUGCUGAAAUCUGCUGGGACCAUUCUAAGGUGGCUUCAAGGAGCACCUAAGACAGGGCAAGGAGUUGACUGGCAAUGAUCUGGGUCCAAAAAGCAGCAGGAUGGACUCUGCUCAGCAGCCUCUUGUUCUGGGCACCCGUGAGAAGGUGCCAGGGCAUGCCAGGGGCUCCCAGUGCUGCAAGAGGUGGGCCUUGGGCUGGGGGCAUUGCUGCCUGGGGCCACGACAGACUACCUUGUGCUCUGUCACUGGGGUCUGAUCUCUCUGUACCUCGUGGCUGUGCAGAUAAAGUCUGUUCUGGUGGCAGCAUCUCAUUUUCCACUCCGUGAUUCCUUUGUGUUGCUGGCAGCAGCUGGGAGGUGCUGAGAAGAAAAGAGCUGUCCAGAGCCUCACCCCUGUGUUUGGUGAUGUAUUAAAAGCGAUUUGCUUUGUA